Molecule: messenger RNA, 5014 nt
Organism: Schistocerca cancellata (South American locust)
Lineage: Eukaryota; Metazoa; Arthropoda; Insecta; Orthoptera; Acrididae
Product: phospholipid-transporting ATPase VA
Biological process (GO): phospholipid translocation
Cellular component (GO): plasma membrane
Molecular function (GO): magnesium ion binding; ATPase-coupled intramembrane lipid carrier activity; ATP hydrolysis activity
Source: RefSeq, a predicted model, not a curated record
AAAUACAUUGCUGUACAUACAUCUUCCUACAGGGCCUUAAUAUACCCAGCCGCUACCAUUGGAAACACGUGAAAUUUAUUCCGUUGUGUCUCUUGCAGCUUUCUUCUGUUCCCAAUGUUUCACUGAAAGAUAACGAUAGUGCCAAAAAAGUAUUGGUCUCUGAGAAGAUAGAGAAUCAUCGAGUAAAAGUUGAAAAUACGACAACAAAACAUCUUUCGCUGAGAACUUAAAGCAAAGAUAUAUUUUUAUCUUCCCACGCGUUGUGUUUAUGUGAUGUGAUUGGUCGUUUCCCCACCUCUGGAGAAGGCUCGCGCAAAAUGUUAUGAUAACAAGCAACGUCUGUGCUAGUGUGGCUGAUGGUAGCGUUGAGGUGUGUUGAGGAGGUAUGCGGUGUUGAUGUGGUUUCAGUUAUGUGACAGCAAAUGAAAUGCUUUCGCUUAGUCGCCAUUUAGUAAUAAAUGCGACUACCUAUUGGACUCUGUAGGAAGGAGGAAUGAGGUGGAAGAUGUUCAAAGAUGCAAUCAUUGUACAGUGGGGAGAACAACCAGCAGGAAGACAAUCAUCAGUGUGCCACUUACAUAUUUCCAGCAUCCCGUGCAAUGCCGUCGACUAUGAUGUCAGACGACCUGAGCAGUGUAACGAGGGAUACUCAGACUACUUCAGCAACAGUAUUCAAAGGACACGCUCGAAGUGCAAGCCACGGUGCUGUCGGAACAGGGGCAGUAUCAUCAGCGAGCUCCGUUGGCGUCAUUGGCCGACCGUCGGCGUUGAAGCAGAAUCGGGGCCACCAGCGAGCUUUUUCUCAGGGGCAAAUAAGCGAUGGUGGAACAGUUGGAUUUCAGAAAGGUCAUUCUCGUGUGGGUUCAAAGACUGAUUUCAUUCUUCCUCCGGGUCACAGGGACACAGAAAACAUCCCCGGCGCUGGAAGCGUUGCGAAAACUCAUGGACAUUCUAGGCAAGCGUCUAGGUCAGAAUCUAUUUAUACACUGAGACAGAGUGGAACACCAAACCUGUGGACACAAUUCCAGUCCUAUGUUCUCAGACGUGGGGGAAAAACAGACGUUGAAGGGUCACGUUGUCGUACCGUUGUUCCGAACCAUUUGGUACCACCCCACACGCCAAAGAAAUUGCACCCGAAUGGAAAGAGUCCUGACAACAAAAUCAGGACAACCAAGUAUACUCUUCUGUCAUUUUUGCCAAAAAAUUUACUAGAACAAUUUCAUCGUGUGGCCAAUCUCUAUUUUAUCUUCAUAGUCUUAUUGAACUGGUUUCCUGCAAUCAAUGCUUUUGGCAAGGAGAUAGCAAUGAUACCUGUGUUGUUUGUUCUUGGUGUGACAGCAAUUAAGGAUUUGUUUGAAGAUAGAAGACGACAUGCUAGUGACAAGAGAAUUAAUAAUUCUACAUGCCGCGUUUACCGUAGCGAUGAAGAGCGGUACAAAAAAACAUUAUGGAAGAAAGUAAGAGUUGGAGACCUAGUACAUUUAUCAAAUAAUGAGGUAAUUCCUGCAGAUAUUCUUCUUCUGCGGUCCAGUGACCCUAAUGGUAUUUGCUAUAUCGAUUCUUGCAAUUUGGAUGGAGAGACCAAUCUGAAACAGAGACAAGUGGCGAGGGGUUUUGUGGAGAAGCAAGAUAUAUUUGAACCAUGUAAAUUCCGAUCAGUGGUGGAAGUUGAUGGGCCAACAACAAAGAUCUAUCGCUUUCAUGGUUCAAUUGUGCAUCCAGAUGGUGAAAGAGUACCAGUAAGCACAGAUAAUCUUCUUUUGAGGGACUGCAUGGUGAAAAACACAGAUUUUGUGGAGGGAAUCGUUGUCUAUGCAGGACAUGAAACUAAAGCAAUGUUGAAUAAUGGAGGGCCUAGGUACAAACGCUCCAACUUGGAACGCCAAAUGAAUCUGGAUAUAAUUUGGUGUGUUCUUAUUCUCAUUGUCCUAUGUGUAAUUGGUGCUGCUGGCUGCAAGUUGUGGUUGUCUUCGUAUGAUGGUAUCUCAGUGCCACCAUUUAUUCCUAGCAUGCAGAAUUCCACAACUGAAGGCAUUUUGAGUUUCUGGACUUUUGUUAUAAUCCUGCAGAUAAUGAUACCACUCUCACUUUAUGUGACGAUAGAAAUGGCAAAACUUAUACAAGUGUACCAUAUUCACAAUGAUGUCAAUUUGUAUGACCCAGAAACUAACAAAAGGAUAGAGUGUCGUGCAUUGAACAUACCAGAAGAGCUGGGCCAAGUUCAAUACAUUUUUUCAGAUAAAACAGGAACACUCACUGAGAACAAGAUGAUAUUUAGGCGUUGUACUGUUGGUGGCAUAGAUUACAAUCAUCCACCACCAGAAAACAUUCAGAAAUUAAAAACACGGCCUGGUGUUCCUCUGCCACUGCUUGUCAACCCACGUCUCCAGGAGGAGCUGGAAGCAGGUGCUCGACCCUCAGUGCACAGCCAAAGACUGCAAGAAUUCCUACUGCUACUUGCUGUUUGCAACACAGUUGUUGUUUCCCAGCAUCCUCACCAUGACAUUAUGAAUGCAAGUGGUGUGAUAGAACAAACGGCAGACUCCCUGCCUGGCCGUGUUGUACCUACUUCAGUUCCUACAUCUGUGCCUGUGACAGGAUGUCUUCCACGAGUUGAUACAGCACCUGCACAGUACACAUUACUGAGUGAAUCGAGGUCCGUGACACCUUCACCUCCACCUCAGCCUUGCUCCAUGGCCACUGCUUCUCCUCUUAGCUCAUCACCAGGAAGCAGGCCAAAAGUUCUUGGUGUGCCAUCUUUGCUUGUUGUACGUAGAGCAACCACUCCAACACCAUCACCCUGUGAACUGAAGCCUAUAUUUGAAGCAGAAAGUCCUGAUGAACUGGCACUCGUGGAUGCUGCGUACAGUUAUGGUUGCCGUUUGGUGAAGAGAUCUCCCCAGGUUGCAACUGUUUCUAUGCCAGGACAAGGUGCACUGGACUUCGAAAUCUUGAAGAUUCUGCCAUUUGAUUCAGCACGGAAAUGUAUGUCAGUUGUUUUGAAACAUCCUGUUAGCCAUCAGAAGAUUCUUUUUUGCAAAGGAGCAGAUUCUACAAUACUGCCAAAUUUGGCUCCUACAGAUGAUGUGGUUAUGCAGCAGCAUAUAUUUCGUACUCAGCAGCAUCUGAACUCCUACGCUAGACAAGGUCUAAGAGUGCUGGUGAUGGCAAGACGAACUUUAACUGAUGCUGAAUUCCUUGAAUGGCAAAGAAGUCAUGUGGAAGCAGAACUUGCUGUGGAGGGCCGAGAACGUAAAUUACGAGAAUCUUUCAAUCGUCUGGAAUCUAAUCUCACCUUGCUAGGAGCAACUGGCAUUGAAGACAGACUGCAAGAGGGUGUUCCUGAAACAAUUGCUGCACUUAUUAGUGCUGGGAUUGUUGUUUGGGUGCUAACAGGUGACAAACCAGAGACUGCUAUCAAUGUAGCAUAUUCAGCACGCCUCUUUCAGCCUCAAAUGGAACUAAUUAAGUUAUCAGCUCGGUCACGAGAUCAAGCAGAAAGUGCCAUUCUGUUCUACCUCUCCAAAGUGCAACAGGAAAGCUCUAUUGGCACAUCGUCGUCAAGCACUUCCAGGGGGCUGAACCAGGUUGGUGUCUUCACAAGACCUUCUGCUGGUAAUGGUAAUAUAGGUUCCUCAGCUGGCCUCAGGCACGCUAUGGUGGUUGAUGGGAAGACAUUAACGUAUAUUCUGGACAGGCGUUCUAACCUGCAGAAACCUUUCCUCAAAUUGACCCAGUAUUGUACGUCAGUUCUGUGCUGCAGAACUACUCCUCUGCAGAAGGCCUACAUUGUGCGAAUUGUCAAAGAGCAACUAAAAAUGCGGACUCUUGCCAUUGGUGAUGGUGCUAAUGAUGUAUCAAUGAUCCAGACAGCUGAUGUUGGAAUUGGUAUAUCUGGCCAGGAAGGUCGGCAGGCUGUGAUGGCAUCUGACUUUGCCUUAUCAAGAUUCAAGUUCCUUGGUAGGCUGCUUCUGGUGCAUGGACACUGGUGCUAUGACCGUUUAGCUCGGAUGGUGCUAUAUUUCUUUUAUAAAAAUGCUACUUUUGUAUUUCUUAUUUUUUGGUACCAGCUUUAUUGUGGUUUCUCUGGAGCAGUGAUGAUUGACCAAAUGUACCUGAUGCUCUAUAACCUUCUCUUCACAUCACUUCCUCCUAUAGCUAUUGGUGUAUAUGAUCAAGAUGUCCCAGAGCAGAUCCUGCUGGCUCAGCCAUCGCUCUAUAACCAAGGACGCCUUGGAUUGGUCUACCAGCCUCAUUCUUUCUGGGUUACAAUGGCAGAUUCUCUGUAUCAGAGCAUAGUCAUUUUCUUCAUAUGUGAAGCAGCUUACCAUAACACAGAAGUUGGUAUCUGGGAGUUUGGCACUACUGUGACUACCUCUUGUAUGUUUGUGAUGCUGUGCCAUGUAGCUAUUGAAACCAGAUCUUGGACUGUGAUCCAUCUUGCAUCUAUCCUGUUGUCAAUCACUGCCUUCUAUGUUUUUUCACUUGUAUAUAACACAGUCUGUCUGCAAUGCUUUGGACUACCAAGUAAUUAUUGGGUCAUCCAACAGACAAUUGGUACAAGCAUAUACUGGGCAUCAGUCUUCCUUUCAACUGUUAUGGCGCUUCUACCCAGGUUUGUUUGGCGGGUUGUGGAGACAACACUGUUUCCGAAAGAUGUCGUACGUGCUGUCUUGGAUCACAAAGUCGCUGCACGGCGAGGUGAGGGAUUCCUUGUGUCAUGGUCACGGUCUACUUCCACAUCAUCCAUCUUCAGGAAUGCAGAUUUCAGACCUAAACACGUGACACAGAACAGUUUAACAGCUGUUGGUUGAAAAGCUAGUUUCAAAAAACUUAUUUUUACACAUUCGCAGGCUGUGAGGUUCCAUGGGACCACAAAUAUUAGCUUUCCGAGUCAUCUGUGGCUCAAGAGACACUUUGGUGCUGUGCUUAAUUUCACAGUUACAACAUUGAGUUGUAUCUUAAAAGAAAUUUAUAUAUUCUAUUUUUGUGAAUACAGUUAAGAUUGAAGGCA